Messenger RNA from Lutra lutra (Eurasian river otter), 494 nucleotides. Its product is annotated as cytokine-dependent hematopoietic cell linker-like. The transcript has 3 exons. The coding region runs from base 9 to 494 and encodes 161 amino acids. The record is from RefSeq and is a predicted model, not a curated record. Lineage: Eukaryota; Metazoa; Chordata; Mammalia; Carnivora; Mustelidae. Gene Ontology annotation, biological process: intracellular signal transduction; cell surface receptor protein tyrosine kinase signaling pathway.
GGGCUGGGAUGCUGGCAUGCCUGAGAAAAAAACCAUUCUUCCUUCUGCUUCAGGAUGGCACUUUCUUGGUCCGAGACUGUUCCACGAAAACCAGGGCAGAACCCUACGUGCUGGUGGUGUUUCAUGGGAACAAAGUCUACAAUGUGAAAAUCCGUUUCCUGGAGAAGCAUCAGCAGUUUGCCCUGGGGACAGGACUGAGGGGAGAUGAGAAGUUUAACUCAGUGGAAGACAUCAUCGAACACUACAAGUAUUUUCCCAUCAUACUAAUUGACGGGAAAGACAAAACUGGAAUCCACAGGGAGCAAUGCUACCUGACUCAGCCCCCCCCUCAGCAGGUGCUUCUCACCUUGGAACCUCUUCGGGGACGGCCCUGUCCUAUUCAGGCUUUGGCUACCCCCUGGUCCAAGCAAGGGACGCUGGCGGCUCAGGCCAGCUUGGUCCUGGAAGCCGGGUCUGUUCGGGCCUGGCAUAUGCUAACUCUGGCGCGUCACUGA